ACAACAACAGAUUUGCUCUCUCAACUCAACUCUCAGUUGCUCUCAGUGUUUUUAGCAUGCAAACUAAACUGUGAGAAAUUUAUAACGCGACAUUUGCACGUCUACUUUGGAGCAUGACGGUCGUUACGGAUACGGUUACGGAUGCGGAUAGAAGAUAAACGCAUGCAGCUUGCAGCUCCCCAAUCCUCGUUACAACUACAAAAACCAACAAGAGUAGAACUUUUGAGUUUCUAUAACAAAUUCAAAUUGGAGGCUUGCAAAAAAAAAAACAAAAACAAAAAAAAAAUAACAACGGUUGUGUUAUUGAUUCUGUGUGACUGUGUGUGUUUGUGUAAGUGUAUGUGUUAGUUUUGCAGUUGCAGCGCAGCAAACGUCGCUGUCUCGUUUCCUCCUUCCCCCGCGCCACACCAAAGCUGUUCGGUUUUUUGGGUGCGUCGUGAUUUUUGUAUAUAAAAUACGAACAACAUUUUUUGCGAGCAGCGCAGCCUGCAGCCAGCAGAGCAGCUCAAUCCCUGCAACUGAGAAAAAUACUUAAAUACAAAUAAAGAGCAAAUGUUUGACAAGUUUAAAUAAUACAAAAUAUAUUAAGUCUAAUAAUUGAACACAACUUUUGCUAGAUUCACAAUGUGCAACAGAAACUAACAGCAAAUAAACAAAACAAAACAAACAAUAUUAACAACAACAACAACAAGCAACAACAAAUUCAACAUGAAGAUGGUUGACAAAUCAGCCAAAUUGAUGGAUAAAUUUGUCGCUAGCAACAGCAGCGGCGGCGGCAGCGGCAGCGGCUCAGCGUCUGCAGCAGCCAAUGCAGCAGCUGGCGGCGCUGCGUCUGCAACGGCAGCGGGCUCAGCUGGCGGCGGCAGCGGCAGCAAUAUGACAACUAGUAAUGGACAAAAGCCGGUGCCUAUGAAACUCUUUGCCGCCUGGGAAGUUGAUCGAACGCCGCCCAAUUGCAUACCAAGAUUAUGCUCAUUGACAAUAACGCGUCUUUCCAUAUUGACACCGUUGCCCGGAGACACAACUUCAUUGUCACUGGCGGUGAAAAUGCAAAGUUCGAAGCGAACGUUGCGCAGCCAUGAGAUACCCAUUAAUGGCAGUGCAUUGACCUCAAUGGCUUCCAGUCGAGAGAACUCCAUGCAGGGCAACUCGCCGCUGGCCAAUGUUAUUGGCGGUUCCGGAUUGAUUGGCACCCCGGGAAAUGUCGGAAAUGCGGGAAUUGGCACCAACAACAUGAUGCCAUUGACGGAGACGGAACUGGACUUGCACUUUAGCCUGCAAUAUCCGCACUUUAUCAAGAGAGAUGGCAAUAGACUGGUGAUUUUGUUGCAACGCCGCAAGAAAUAUAAAUCGCGCACUAUUUUGGGUUACAAGACGCUUGCCGAGGGCAUUAUUCGCAUGGAUGCGGUGCUUCAGAAAUCGAUGGACAUGAUUAUUGAGCUAACUGCAUCUGGGAAGAACGGAAGACCUGGAACUGUCGUUGCCUGUCUGCGCGCCGAGCGCGUCUCCUCCAUUCCAGUUGAUCAUGACAAUAAGAACAACAACAGCGUCCUGCUGGCAGAUCGCAUUACUGAAUACUCCGACGAGGACGAGGAAGCUGAAUUUAGUUCGGGUGAAUUUAACGACGAAUCAAAUGAUUUGGCCAUAACCGGCUACGAUCAGAAGCGUGAUUAUAACCCGACCAAGCAUGAUAUGCGCAAAUAUCGCAAUAAAUUGCAAAGAUCGGGCAUUGAGGAUAUCGCAAUAGUUGGACAUCAUCCGCAUCCCGUCGAUAGUGACAGCGAGUUCGAGAUGAAGGACAAGAGCUCAUCCCGUGCCAAGUUUAGUAGGACAAUUUCACUGCAACAACGCAACUUUAAGCAGAAAAUUGUCGCGCUGCUGAAGCGUUUCAAGGCCAGCGAGGAGCUGGAGGAUGAGACGCACAGUGGGACGGCGGCGUUGAGGGGUGAACGCGAUUUGGAUGCACUCUUCCAGGAGCUGGAGUCGCUCUCCUGUUGCGAGGGCGAUGAUUCCGGACCGGAUAUGGAUAGCAUAUCGAUUGGCUCAACGCCAAAGCCAUCACUGCGUCCCUUCUUCACCAACUCGCGGAUAAUGCUCCACGAGAAUCUAACGGGCAACGGGGGAGGCGUCCUUACAACAGGUACAACAGGAAACUCUGAGCGCCGAUCAUCGGAUAAGAGCGACCAAUUGACCAAUUCAUCUUACAAUAUUGAAAAUAACAAAAACCAAAAAUGCAUUCAUUUAACAAACAAUAACAAUUCGGCUACAACACCAGAUCGCGGCAAUGAGAGCUCCGGGAAUGAGGAUGGCCAGAACUCGGAUACACAGAACAGUCCGCCCAGGGACAAGGACUAUCUGCGUCAACAUCAUCAGCAAUUGACUCCAGUGAGCUCUGUGACCGGCAACAUGGCAGGCGGAGCAGCAGGAGGAGGAGGUGGAGGAGGCGGCACCAAUGUCACUCCCCCUCACGUACAAACCGAGAAGCGUUCCCGUCUCUUUCGCACCUCUAGCAAUACGCCCAUCAUCGGUGCCCCUGGAGGAGGAGGAGGAGUAGGUGGCAUCAAUGUGAGCAACAGCAGCAGCGCCGUCGGCAAGAGAAAGCACACUUUGAGCUUGAGCUCAGAGCCGAGAUCCGCAUUGGAGACUUGCCUCUCGCCCACCAAUGUGGAGCCGCGAAAGAUGCUCCUCGAUCAGCUGAGUCGCGUCUUUGCCGGCGACGAUAAUGUCAUUCCCGAGGUGCUGACCAUCAUCAGUCCCCCGGAGGCGUUGGGCGGCAGCACGCUCCUGGCCAAGCUGGUCACACUGUUUGCCAACUCGUUUAAGCCAGCCUUUGUGCCACAGAACACGGCCGAGGUCAAGGCUGUGCUGCAGGCGCUCAUGACCAAGAUUCAAAAGUAUUGCAACUCGAAUGCGAAGCCGCCGCACACGGUGAAGGUGCUGCUGAUUGGAGGCGACUGGUUACAGGGUGCCACUUUGCGUCACUAUGUGGAGCUGCUGGGCGUGCGUCCGCCCGACUGGCUGCAUCACCUGCGCUUCUACCUGGUGCCCAUUGGCGGUGGCAGCAGCAACGGCAGCGUGGCGCGUCAUUUGAGUCAAAUGGAUCAGGCCUAUGCCGCCAUGUUUGGCUCCGACAAUUGGUGCCAGCUCUGUGAACGGGCGGCGGCAACGGCGGCGGCGGUCAGUGCUGUGACCACUGUGAAUGCCACCGCACUCACCGCCAACCUGGCGGAUGCGGCGGCCGUGUCCAAGUCGGACAUUGCCGAGCUGGUGCAGCGCAUCCAGCGGUAUCUGCAUGCGGCGGGUCCGUGCACCCAAAUCCCCAUUGCCGAGGCCAUGGUCAACUACAAGGACGAGGACUCGUGCCAGAUCUUUGUGCCCUUUGUCAGCGAUGUACGCAUUGGUUAUCUGGAUGGUGCACAGGCCUCGCUGGAUCUCGAGGAGAAUGCUGCCGCCAAUGCGGCUGCUGGCCGAGAAGCAGCUGGAGGUGGGGCAGGAGGAGGUGGAGGCGGAGGAGGAGGAGGAUCAGUGAACACUUCCAGCUUGCCAAUUGCAAUUGGCAAUCAGAAUACGGCCAAUAUGCAUGGCGGUAUUUCAGGAUCUCCGCCACAGCAGCAAUUGCAACAAGUUGGCCCAAAUCAGGGCCAGAAUAUGGGACGCAUAUCACCACCGCUGCAGACACCGCCGUCAUCGGCCUCCUCCCAUCGCGAUCGGGAACGGGAACGGGGCUCCAGUGAUGCACAAAAUACGCCCUCAUCGCUGCAAUCGGUGCAGACAUUCAGCGGAUCAUUGGCCGCUGCUGCCGAGGCUGUGGAACUGCAGGUGGAUUACUGGCCACUGGUGCGACCCGGUGAAACGCAUCUCAAGGAAUCAAAGGGGGGAAUGUCCCGUGGUGGCGACUCGGGCGGUGGCAAGAAUAGCAUUAAGAGUACGUUUAGGAAUCUGCAGGUGUGGCGUCUGCCACAGCAUGCACAGCAACUGGGUGAUAUGUCCAAUGGACUGACUGUCAGCUUUGCCACCAAGGAGAAGAAGCAGAAGCAGAUUAUGCGCUUGGGUAAGAAGAAGGAUAAGGAGCGUGAUCUCGAGAAGGAGCAGUGUGUGGAGGGCGUGGCACGCCUCAUUUGCUCACCAAAGCAAUCGCAUCCAGUUCCGUUGCGUGUGUAUAUCGAUGGUACUGAGUGGACUGGCGUCAAGUUCUUCCAGCUGUCGUCGCAAUGGCAAACGCAUGUCAAGAAUUUUCCCAUUGCUCUAAUUGGAUGCACGCCCAUGUCCUGUGCUGAAUUAACCUAGUCAUCAUAAUACCCUAUAAACAUUCUAGCACACACACAGAUACACACACAUACACACACACAGAGAGAGCAAGGGAGCCAGACACAUGCACGGCAAUAAAUAUUAUUAACUAAGAAGAAUGAUAAUUUAUUUUAUAAUUAAUAUUUGUAAAUUUUUAGUUAAUAACAAAAAAACAGAAAGAAAAAAAACAUUUAGCUUGUAAUUUUGAUUUUAAGUCGAGAAUUGUGAAUUUAUCAAAAGAUUUUCGAGCCACAUGCAUCACACACACACAAACACACACACUCACAGACACAAGUAAUUAUAUGGUUAAUAUAUGUAUGCAUAUUGAAAUUAUAAAGCGUUCAACACUUGUUAGCAAUUGACGCGUAUAUCAAAUAUCCUUUUAAAAAAUGCAAAUUAAAAAUACUAUCCAUAGUAGUUACAGUUUACAACUUAACUUUGCCUGUUAGCCAAGUUGUUAGCGUGUUUCCGUUGCCGUUUUCGAUUUGUAUUUCAUGCAAAUAUCAGGGUAAUAUCCUUGAUCUCAAUUGGCAUUAUCUAAACUAAACGAAACUUAACUAUCGAUCGUAUCUAUGUAUGUUACUGUUAUAACUACAACUAUUUAGCAAAUGCGAUUGCGAAUGCGAAUAUUUAACCAAACCCGUCGUCUAUAUACUACCUUAAAUCAGACAAAUUAUCUGGAUGUGUAACUAAAUAUAUAUACGUGUAUGUAUACAAUAUUAUACAUACCUAUAAAACAAUAUGUAGAUAUUAGAUAGGUGUAUAACUGAUAGGUAUAUACCUAUCCAAUAUACACACAUAUUUAUAUAUAUAUAUACUACUCUAAUUGUUGUGAUUUUUGAAAAUUCAUAGUAUGAGCAGCCAAUGCAAAAAGUUGUCUAAGCAAAGGAUAUAUACAUAUAUAUAUAUAUAUAUAGCAUACAUAUAUGUUCAUGUAUAGAGUAUACAUCAGUUUCAAGCAAUAUGCAAAGUCGUAAAGUCAAAAAUGUGUGCAGAAAUGUAACGAAAUGAGAUGAAAUAUUGUAAGGUGUGUAAUUUAUAAUUGUAUUAUUAAAUAUAUUACAUUUAAAGACAUGAA
Messenger RNA from Drosophila innubila, 5365 nucleotides. It is a transcript of the gene KrT95D, whose product is annotated as phosphofurin acidic cluster sorting protein 2. NCBI's taxonomy places the organism in Eukaryota, Metazoa, Arthropoda, Insecta, Diptera, Drosophilidae. Gene Ontology annotation, biological process: protein localization to plasma membrane. The coding region runs from base 709 to 4287 and encodes 1192 amino acids. The record is from RefSeq and is a predicted model, not a curated record. The transcript is spliced from 11 exons.